Molecule: messenger RNA, 1869 nt
Organism: Caenorhabditis briggsae
Lineage: Eukaryota; Metazoa; Nematoda; Chromadorea; Rhabditida; Rhabditidae
Gene: Cbr-dyb-1
Product: Protein CBR-DYB-1
Exons: 11
Coding region: 1-1869 (622 amino acids)
Biological process (GO): synaptic signaling
Cellular component (GO): synapse; plasma membrane
Molecular function (GO): zinc ion binding
Source: RefSeq, a predicted model, not a curated record
AUGUGGUCAUCAAAUGGUGGCGGAGGCGUAGGCGUCGUUGGAAAUGGUCCAUCUCCUGAACACAUUCUACACUCGGUACCGCCGAUUGUGGCAACGGAAAUGCAACAGUUGAUUGAUGAAAUGCGCCUUCAGGACUUUGAUUCAAUCAGAUUUGCGACGUAUCGAGCCGCCUGCAAACUUCGAUUCAUUCAACAAAAGACAAAAGUCCAUCUGGUUGACAUUUGGAAUAUGAUCGAAGCAUUCAGAGAGAACGGAUUGAAUGCACUUCCUCUCCAUACUGUGAUCAAAACCUCUCGAGCUGAGCUGCUCCUAACUACAGUAUUCCACAAUUUGAACAAACGACUCGUAGCUUCGCAACACGUCGACACAGAUGUCUCCAUUUCCCUGUUAUUGGCUUUCUUGUUGGGUGCUUAUGAUAAACAAAAUACCGGAAGACUUACAGUAUUCUCGAUCAAAGUCGCAUUAGCUACGUUGUGUGCUGGAAAAUUGGUGGAUAAAUUGAGAUACAUUUUCUCACAAAUCGCCGAUUCCAAUGGACUCAUGGACCAUAUCAAAUUCACCGAUUUCCUACAACAAGUGCUUUCUCUGACCACUGCCGUUUUCGAAGCGCCGACUUUUGGUUUUUCUGAAAGUGCAGUCACACAAUGCUUUCAUAAAGAUGACAAAGUUUCGUUAAAUGUCUUUUUGGACACUUUUUUGAGCGAUCCGUGCCCUCCAUGCAUCAUGUGGUUACCCCUUCUCCAUCGUAUGGCAGCAGUCAGCAAUGUCUAUCAUCCAGUUGUUUGUGAUGCGUGUCAAGUGAGAAGCUUCACAGGAUUCCGUUAUAAAUGCCAACGAUGUGCCAAUUAUCAACUAUGUCAAAGUUGUUUUUGGAGGGGAAGAACGAGUCAGAACCACUCGAAUGAGCAUGAAAUGAAGGAGUAUUCUAGUUAUAAAUCCCCAGCCAAACAACUAGUCCACUCCAUUCAUAAAAGUCUUCAAUGCAUCCCAGCCUCAUCGUCCGGAGAUGCCAAUAUUGAUAUUUUGAAUACGACUGGAGUCCCAAUUGGAAAACCAACUCGUCCUUUGAACCUGAACAAUAUUGUUCCCGCCACACCGACAACCAUCAGAAGACAACACGCUGCCACGUCAUCGGCUGAUUGGCCAACGUCGCCAGUUUUGUUACCUGGACAAGCAUCACACGGAGGAGUUAUCGAUGAUGAGCAUAAAUUGAUUGCUAGAUAUGCGGCGAAAUUGUCUGGGAGAGCUGAUAGCUUUAUUUUUGUAGUUGACAACUUUUUUGUAAAAUUUGGUCCUGAAGAGAUGCGCCGCGUGGAAAAGACUCGUCUUCGAAAAGUCGACUCGCGCGAUGAUCGGCGACAAAGGUAUCCCUUAUCCAAUGGUCGAAGUAUGAAUAGUUCAAUGAUUGAAGACGAAAGAACACUGAUAGCUCAAUUGGAAGAAGAGAAUUCAAUGAUGGUACGAGAAAUGGCUCGUCUGGAGAGUCAAACAACGUCCGAUGAUGGAUUGGCAGGAUUAAGAGAUCGGAAAAUGGAAUUGGAGGAGAAAAUGUUUGAAAUGCAGCAGCGCCGGAGAGAGUUAAUGAUGCAGUUGGAGCAUUUGAUGGCACAGUUGAAUACCGGCCCUCAACCAACCGGAGGUGUCUCAUCGGCGUCCCUAUCCCAAUUACCAUUUGCUUCGGAUCAACAGUUAACCGGAGUGAACUCAAAUGUGGCGAAUGCAUUCCGUGCUGGAAGUCUUCCGGCCACAAGUUUACAAGGAGAUCUACUACAUGCCGCUGAUCAAAUUACAACCAAUAUGAGUGAUUUGGUUAGGCAGUUGGAUUUAGCUCAAGCCGAAGACAAUGGUGUCACUAUCAAUGGAUUCUAG